AUGGAGGCGUACAAGGUCCACCCGCUCGUCCUCGUGGAGAUCUCGGACUACUUCACGAGGACGAAGAUGAACAUCGACCCGCCCGAGGCGGAGCCGGACCGCCUGAUCGGAUGCCUUCUCGGCACGCAGACGCCGCGCGAGGUCGAGAUUAAUAGCUCGUUCGAGUGCCUGUACGCGCGCCCGGACGGCGCCAACGGCGCGAUCGAGCUCGACUGGAAGUUCCUGAGCGAGCAGAAGGACCGAUACAAGCAGACGCACGCGAAGCUGGAGAUCGUGGGGUGGUACAGCACCGGCGAGGCGCUCGAUCCGGUCGUCGACGUCGCGGUGACCAGGGCGCUGGCGUCGCGCGGCGUCGCCGAGUCGCCCGUGUUCAUGCUGUACGACCCGUACUUGAACGACAAGAAAGCCGAGGCGUACGAGCGCGCGAAACAAGCGGCGUCAUCCGCGGGAGGAGGAGGAGGAAGCGGCGGUAAUAGCGGCGGCGGAGGCGGCGGCGACGACGCGGCGGUGGGGCCGAUGGAAGGGAUCAACACGCGAGACGCGUUGACGGGCGCGGCGGCGGAGAUCCCCAUCGGCCUGCACCGCGCGGUCCAACGCGGCGGGGAUGUACUCGCGCUGGAGCUCGUGAAGUACUCGAUCGUCACCGACGAGGCGGAGAGGAUCGCGAUCGACGACCUGAUGCGCGCCGGGGACUGGGGGCAGCAGACGCCCGCGGGGCAGUACCUGUCGCACCUCCGAGGCAUGGCGGACGCGACGCGGAUGCUGGAGACGCGCGUCGGGGCGGUGUUGAACCACCUGCGCGACAGCGGCGCGACGCCGAUCGACCACGACGUCGUCCGCGCGGCGAUGCGGAUGAUGCGCGCGCUGCCCGGGGCGGGACGCGACGAGGAGGACGACCGGUUCGACGCGCACAAGCUCGAGGAGAUGAACGACACGCUGAUGACGAGUUAUCUCACGACCAUCACGAAGGGCGUCGCGGAGAUCGAACGCUUCGCGGAUAAGGCGCGUUCUAUACACUGGUCCCCAUACGACCGCGUUCGCGUGGUGAACGCCGUUUCUUAA
This is a messenger RNA of Micromonas pusilla CCMP1545, 1062 nucleotides long. RefSeq lists its product as uncharacterized. NCBI's taxonomy places the organism in Eukaryota, Viridiplantae, Chlorophyta, Mamiellophyceae, Mamiellales, Mamiellaceae. Gene Ontology annotation, molecular function: protein binding; metallopeptidase activity. The transcript has 2 exons. The coding region runs from base 1 to 1062 and encodes 353 amino acids. Gene Ontology annotation, cellular component: COP9 signalosome. The record is from RefSeq and is a predicted model, not a curated record.